This is a messenger RNA of Bicyclus anynana (squinting bush brown), 1501 nucleotides long. Its product is annotated as general transcription factor 3C polypeptide 6. The transcript is spliced from 3 exons. Gene Ontology annotation, biological process: transcription by RNA polymerase III. Gene Ontology annotation, cellular component: transcription factor TFIIIC complex. The record is from RefSeq and is a predicted model, not a curated record. Bases 282 to 1457 code for a protein of 391 amino acids. NCBI's taxonomy places the organism in Eukaryota, Metazoa, Arthropoda, Insecta, Lepidoptera, Nymphalidae.
GUUUAUCAGAUGGCGAAGAAGAAAUUCUUGUUUAUGCAGAGUUUGAAGACAGUGUAAAAUUUGAUAAAUACAGCAGCAUUCAUGUUUUGGGAAUUGAUACUAAAAACCCAAUAUUCCAAUUAGAUGAUACGAUUUUUACAGAACAGGAAAACUUGCAAGAAGAAAAAUCAUCUGAAUGUGAUAACAUUAGACCAGCUGAUUUUAAAAGCAUAGAUGAUGCAUUAGAGCAAUUUAAAAAGAGCUGGGAAGAAAAUGCUACUAAAGAAUAAUUUAUAUUGAUCAUGUCCAAUAUAAAAACUAGAAACCAUAAACAUUUAAGAAACAAAAGUAUGGAGUGUGUAUUUCACACAUUGAACAGGCGUUGCAUACGAAUGAAGAAGAAUGAAAAAAAGGAGAACACAAACAUAUUAUUUUCAACAUUGGAACAACUCCUGAAAAUGAUGCGUUCUACGGACAAGCUUUUCGACAGUUUAAGACCUCGGCUUGAUUUUCUUGGCAGUUAUUUUGAUAGACUACGCCUCAGUAAACCUACUGAGUAUGACAUCAAUGUUGUUCUUACUUUUCCAAUCAACUAUGGAAAAAUAAAAUUAGAUGCAUCAAACUGCCAAAACGAUUACACUGCUAUUGUGAUGCCAUCAGAGUUUCGAAGGCUAUCACUUACACCAGCAUUAUCCAGUCAGGGCUUCACAAAAACUCAUUUGUGGUGCGACAAAAAUUAUCGAUUAUCUGUAACGAAAUUUCGUUCAUGGAUGCAGAGCACUGUUGAUAAUGCUUUAAACAGUUUACCUCUAAAAGAUGGCUAUAGAAUUUUGGAAAUCAAAAAUAAAUCCUUUAGGUUAUAUUCUAAAACAUCAGGACCCGCAAAUACGAUAACGAUUUUGAAAUGUGACGGUAGCGUGAUUGAUGUUGACUUAGUCCCAACAUUUUUAUUUCACCUACCCACAAAACCAAUAAAUUCAAAAGUUGACUUUUCAAAAGUGGAAUCAACAAAUAAUCGAAGCUAUUUUGUGGUACCUAAACCAGGUAAUGACGAUUUCAGUUGGAGGGUAUCUUUUCCUCUUCAGGAAAGACAACUUUUAAGAGACAUGAACAAUUUGAAAGGCACUAUAAGGUUGCUGAAAUACUUCAGAGAUGUUCAAGGAUUCACAAAACUCUCAAGUUAUUUUAUUAAAACGCUAUUUUUAUGGGAAUGUGAGGCGAAUGAAAAUUUUUGGAAAAAUAAAUCAUUAUCCUAUCUAGUGCUGUUUAUGCUGAAGAAACUCGCGAACUGUUUAGAGGAGAACAGAAUAAGAAAUUAUUGGUGUUCCAGUCAUAACCUGCUUGAGAAAAUUAAACCUAGUACCUGCCAAAAUUGGUAUCAUAGAACUUCUUUAAUUUUACGAGAGAUAGAAUCUAUUGGUGCAAGAAACCCUAACAUUAUUUUAAAGUACUUUACUGUUGAUGACAAUAAUUAUUAACUGAUGUAUGUUGAUUUAUAAAAUAAAGUAUAAAUAAGUAAAAA